This is a messenger RNA of Naegleria gruberi, 3063 nucleotides long. RefSeq lists its product as uncharacterized. Lineage: Eukaryota; Heterolobosea; Eutetramitea; Acrasida; Naegleriidae. The transcript has a single exon. The coding region runs from base 1 to 3063 and encodes 1020 amino acids. The record is from RefSeq and is a predicted model, not a curated record. Gene Ontology annotation, biological process: isoleucyl-tRNA aminoacylation. Gene Ontology annotation, molecular function: tRNA binding; isoleucine-tRNA ligase activity; aminoacyl-tRNA deacylase activity. Gene Ontology annotation, cellular component: cytosol.
AUGCAAAGAGUGAUAACCAGCCAAUCAAAAAAGAAACUCUCCUCAUCACAACAAUUUAUUUGGUUGUCGCUCUCUCAACAAACCUCUUCUUCUUCAUCAGCUGUUGCCGCCAAUUUUUCAACAAGUCAAAAUUUACUUGUCGAUGAGAGGGAUAAGAGAUUUUCACAUACCAUUCUUCUUCCGAAAUCAAAUUUUAAAACAAAGGCUUCAUUGGAGGAGGAACUUACAAUACAACAAAUAAGUAGAGAUUAUGCCUAUACUAAAUUAAAGGAAGAUAGAUUGAAGAGUGGAGCAAAAAGAUUUACACUUCAUGAUGGACCUCCAUAUGCAAAUGGUACUCUUCAUACUGGUCACUUUUUGAACAAGGUAUUGAAGGAUAUUACAAAUAGAUUUAAACUUCUUACUGGUCACUUGGUUGAAUUUAUUCCAGGUUGGGAUUGUCACGGUUUACCAAUUGAAAGUAAAGUAUUCCAAGAAAUUAAGAAGAAGAAAAAAGGAACUGAAGGAAUUACAAUUUCUGGAACUAAAGAUCCAAUUAUUAGAAAAUUAGCUAAAGAUUUUGCUGAACAAGCAAUUCAAUCACAAUUGAACGAUUUUAAACGUUGGGGUGUUAUGGGAGAAUGGGAUAAUCCAUACAAGACUAUGAAUCCAACAUUUGAAGCCCAACAAUUGAGAAUUUUCCUUGACAUGUUAAAUAAGAAAUAUAUUUUCAGAGGAAAGAAACCUGUUUAUUGGUCUCCAUCGAGUGGAACUGCAUUGGCUGAAUCCGAAUUGGAAUAUCCAGAUGUACAUAUAUCAAAAUCAUGUUAUGUCUUAUUCCCAAUUACUACAUCAAAUACUGAAAUGUCUCAAAAGUAUGGUGAAUUAUUUGCCACUGUGUGGACAACUACUCCUUGGACAUUGAUUGCCAACGAAGCCAUUUCCUACAAUCAAGAUAUAGAAUAUUCAAUUAUUUAUGACUCUGAAAAACAUAGAAGACUUAUUAUUGCCUCAGAAUUAAUGAAAAGCGUUUGUGAAAAGACUGGUAUUAAGAAUUUCACUGUUUUACAAGCUAUGAAAGGAAAGGAUCUCUUUGUUAAUAAUGAUAUUUUAAUGGGAGAUAAGGUGUCAUCCUAUGUUAAUCCAUUGACUUCCUCCGUUACAGAUAAGAAACUUCCAUUUUUGAAUGGAUCUCAUGUUACAACUGAAGUUGGUACUGGUCUCGUUCACACAGCUCCAAAUCACGGUAUUGAAGAUUUCCAAGUUGUUAAAGAUAAUAGCUUACCAAUUGGACCUUGCUUUGUUGAUGAAUAUGGUAAAUAUAAUUCUCAAACUCCACUCCCACACUUGAUUGGUCUUCCUGUAUUGAGUGUUGGUAAUGAAAAGGUUGUUGAAAUGUUGCAAGGAGAUUUGUCACAAUAUUUGCUUCUCAAAGAAGAUUAUUCACACAGAUAUCCAUACGAUUGGAGAACUAAACAACCAAUUCUCAUCAGAAUGACUGAACAAUGGUUUGCUGAAUUGAAAGAUUUGAAGAAUGUUGCCAAGGAAUAUGUCGAUGAAAAGAUUGAAAUGAUUCCAAGUUCAGGAAGAAAUCGUCUCAAGUCCUUUGUUGAAUCUAGAGAUGAAUGGUGUAUUAGUAGACAAAGAACAUGGGGAGUUCCUAUUCCAGUAUUCUAUAAGGAAAAUAAUCCUUCAGAAUAUUUAGCAACAAGUGAAAGUAUUGAACAUGUGAUUAGUCUUGUUGAAAAGCAUGGUACUGAUUGUUGGUUUGAAAUGAGUGAAGAUCAACUGCUGUCUCCUCAAUACAGAAAUCAAGGAUGGAAGAAGGGAACUGAUACACUCGAUGUAUGGUUUGACAGUGGUACAACCUGGUUUGGUGUUGUAAAGGCCUCUGGUAUUCCUCUUCCAGCUGAUGUUUAUUUGGAAGGUUCUGAUCAACAUCGUGGUUGGUUCCAAUCGUCACUUCUCACAAGUUUGGCCUAUCAAGGUGUUCCUCCAUACAAGAAGAUUGUUACUCACGGUUUCGUUACUGAUGAGGCUGGAAAGAAGAUGAGUAAAUCAAUUGGUAACACAAUUGAACCAGAAUCAAUCAUUAGUAAGCAAGGUGUUGAUGUAUUGAGACUUUGGGUAAGCCAUAGUGACUUUUCUGUAGAUGUUUCAAUUGGUAAGAAUGUCAUUGAAAAAGUUUCUACCAAUUUGAAAAAGAUCAGAAAUACUGCCAAAUUCAUGUUGGGUGUAUUGGAAAAUUAUGAUCCAAACUUGCCAGUCUCAAAGGAACAACUUGUUGAAGUUGACUAUUAUAUUAUCAAUAGAGUUAAACAAUUCUGUGAUCAAAUUACGGAAAGCUAUGAAAACUUUAACUAUUACAAGGUUAAUCAACUUUUAAUGACAUUUACUUAUGAACUCUCUUCAUUUUACUUGGAUAUUGUUAAGGAUAGACUCUAUUGUGGAGAGGAAGAGGCAAGAAAACCUUCUCAAAAAGUUAUUCAUUACAUUUUGGAUUGCUAUACAAAGGCUCUCUCCCCAAUCAUUUGUCACACUGCUGAAGAUAUUUAUCAAUCAAUGGAAUUCAAGAAGAAUAAGAGUAUUUUCGAAGAAGGGUGGUUCAUUAAGCCAGAAGAUUUCUUCCAAGGCAUUGAACUCCCUCAAGAAGAAAAAACAACUGAAAUGUUUAAUCAAGUUAUUGAAUUGAGACAAGAAAUAUUCAAAUUGAUUGAAAAGGCAAGAAUGGAUAAGGUUUUCAGAACUUCCAACGAAGUCAAAGUAACCAUCGAAAGUGUAGAAUCAGAGAAAUUGAUUCAAGCCAUUCAACCACUUCUCUCGCAAAGUACAAAACAAAAUAAGAAUACUCAACUCGAAGAUAUUAUGAUGGUUUCAUCAGUAGAAUGGUUGAAAGGAAUUAAUCCUAAUCCUCUCUACACUCUCCAAUACGAAACCAGUUUAGAUUCUAAAAAAGUUUCACUUUCCAUUUCUAAGGCAGACCUUCAUAAAUGUCCUCGUUGUUGGAGGUUUGCGAGUGUUGUAGAGAAUGAGCCUUGUGGAAGAUGUGCUCAUGUUUUGGAGCACAAUCACCAAUACCAUUAG